AUGGCAAGCACACAGAACACCAGCAAAACCUUCAAGCUCAACACGGGCGCCUCCAUCCCCGCCGUCGGCCUCGGCACAUGGCAGUCCCAGCCCAACGAGGUCAAGAACGCCGUCGAGUGGGCGCUCGCCAAGGGCUACCGGCACAUCGACACGGCGCUGGCCUACGGCAACGAGGCCGAGGUGGGCGCCGGCAUCAAGGCCUCGGGCGUCCCGCGCGACCAGAUCUGGCUGACGACCAAGCUCGACAACACCUGGCACAAGCACGUCCAGGACGGCAUCGACUCGAGCCUCAAGAGCCUCGGCACCGACUACGUCGACCUCUACCUCAUGCACUGGCCCUCGAGCACCGACCCGGACGACAGGAAGAAGCACUAUGCCGACUGGGACUUUGUCGACACCUGGCGCGAGAUGCAGAAGCUCGUCGACACGGGCAAGGUGCGCAACAUUGGCGUCAGCAACUUUGCCAUCAAGAACCUCGAGAAGCUGCUGUCUGCUGAGAGCACCAAGAUCGUACCUGCCGUGAACCAGGUCGAGCUUCACCCGUGCAACCCCUCACCAAAGCUUAUCGACUAUUGCAAGUCCAAGGGCAUCCACGUCACAGCCUACUCGCCCCUGGGCAGCACCGACUCCCCGCUGUACAAGAACGAGCAGAUCUUGUCCGUGGCCAAGGCCAAGGGCAAGACCCCUCAGCAGGUCCUGAUCAUGUGGGGUCUGCAGCGCGACUACAGCGUCCUGCCCAAGUCGGUCACCAAGGAGCGCAUCGAGGCGAACUUUGACCUAGACGGUUGGAGCCUGUCCGAUGACGAGGUCUCCAAGAUCUCAAACAUUCCCGACCGCUUCAAAGUCUGCACUGAUGGCUGGCUCCCUGUCAAGGUCUUCUUUGGCGACGACGAGUAA
Messenger RNA from Thyridium curvatum, 897 nucleotides. RefSeq lists its product as uncharacterized. Gene Ontology annotation, cellular component: cytosol. Lineage: Eukaryota; Fungi; Ascomycota; Sordariomycetes; Thyridiales; Thyridiaceae. Gene Ontology annotation, molecular function: aldose reductase (NADPH) activity. The record is from RefSeq and is a predicted model, not a curated record. The transcript has 3 exons. Bases 1 to 897 code for a protein of 298 amino acids.